Molecule: messenger RNA, 1365 nt
Organism: Rhodofomes roseus
Lineage: Eukaryota; Fungi; Basidiomycota; Agaricomycetes; Polyporales; Fomitopsidaceae
Product: FLU1-II
Exons: 4
Coding region: 1-1365 (454 amino acids)
Molecular function (GO): glutamine synthetase activity
Source: RefSeq, a predicted model, not a curated record
AUGGGCGCAGCUUCAGAGUUCGCGGUGACUUACACUGCAGAAGUCUCGGGGCCGAGGUACACAUCCGUGGAUGACUUGCGACUCGAGGAACGAGGAAUCAAGUACGUGCGCGUCCAGUAUGUCGACUAUGGAAACACGGUCCGUUUCCGGGUCCUCCCCGUCUCGUACUUCAAGCGCGUCUGCAAGGUCGCGCGCCCGAGCCUCAUCAUAUCGCCGUUCGCCCUCGCAUUCGUCGGUAUCAGGUUCGCUGGUGGCUUUCGCCGCACCGACGACUGCCUCCAUGUGAUAGACCUCAACAGCUUCCGCGUAUGCACGUACGCACCCGGGCAUGCCGUCGUCAUGACGUGGUUCCAGGAGAAGGUACCGUUACCGACCGCUGGGCUAGCGAUGUCGAUCUGUCCGAGGACGAUGCUGCAGAAGGUCGUUGACGAAGCGCGGGCGAAGGCUGGGUUGACGUUCCUGGUCGGCUUCGAGUCCGAGUUUCUCUUGUUGAGAAAGGCAUCGUCGCCGCCGGAGUUGGUGAACGACGCGGGGUGGGGGUGCUCCUUGGGAUAUCGCACCGGUGCCGUCGAGAGCGCCGUCCUCGAUGAGAUCGUCGAUUGCAUCGAGGGGGCCGGCGUAGAGGCGCAUUACAUCCAUGGGGAGGCCGCGCCCGCGCAGUACGAACUAGUGACGGGGCCAAUGUCCCCGCUUGAGGCUGCCGACGCCUUGGUGUUCACACGUGAGACCAUCUACAACAUCGCGCACAAGCACGGACUUCGCGCGACGUUCGCUCCACGACUGUUGUCUGAGAGCAGUGAGUGUAGUCAACCCCUUUGCGGUGCUCUCGCCUUCGGUGCUCUUCGCCCUCUCCGUAGUCGGAGCGGCGCACAUAUGCAUCUCUCUCUGCACUCCAGCGCACCAGUUGCGAAGCCCGACACCCGGCUAGACGCCGCAUUGGCACCCGAGCUCACGCCCACCGAACGCUCGUUCCUACAAACGCUAGUGGAGCACAUCGCCUCCCUCAGCGCGAUCACUCUACCCACCAACGCCUCCUACGGGCGCGUCGAAGACGGCAUUUUCUGGGCGGGACGUAUCUUGGCAGCUGGGUUGAAAGGCGUGCUCAGCGGGGCGGAGCUCAAGACCGGCAACUGCGCCAAGCCAGCGGCUCAGAUGAGCGAGGAGGAGAGGAGGGCGGUGGGGCUGGAGAACCCCCGUCGGUUCCCGCGCAUAGUUGGCGACGCGAGACAGAUGCUGGACAAGGAUACAUACUUGAAGGAGACCCUGGGUGACGAAUUCGUGGGCGUUUACCUUGGAUUGUUAGAGGAACAUAUGACGCUUCCUACGGAGGAGGCGACCAUUACACGCCUUAUUGAGACUUUCUAG